AGCGCCGCGCGGCCGCCGCCUCCUCCGCCGCCGCCUGCUGCCGCUGCUCCUGCUCCCCGGUCCGUCCGUCUGUCUGUCCGGCCCGGCUCGGUUCGGCUCGGCCCGGCCCGCGCAGCCCCAGAGCGGCCCCGCUGUCCCCGCCCUCGCGUGUCCGCCCAGCCCGGCCCAGCCACAGCAUGAGCGGCCUCCGCGUUUACAGCACCUCGGUCACCGGUUCCCGGGAGAUCAAGUCCCAGCAGAGCGAGGUGACCCGCAUCCUGGAUGGGAAGCGGAUUCAGUACGAACUGGUGGAUAUCUCCCAGGACAACGCCCUCCGGGAGGAGAUGAGAACCCUGGCUGGGGACCCCAAGGCCAUCCCACCCCAGAUAUGCAAUGGGAACAAAUACUGUGGGGACUAUGAGCUCUUCGUGGAGGCUGUGGAGCAGGACACCCUGCAGGAGUUCCUGAAGCUGGACUGACCCCCCACCCCCAUAGACUCUGACCAACAUUCCCUCUCCCAGUCAUGAAGGAGCCUGGGACCAAUUUCUAUACCUGUACUGUAUUUCUGGGUUCCAGUUCCAGACCCCCAUACCGCUGAUCCUAGAUCCCAACUCCCCAUCCCUGACACUGGACCUAUGUGUCCUUGUAUUCUUCCCUUGCCCCUGACCCUGGCCUUUCCUGGUAUAACUCAACUUCUUUUCCCUUUCUAAUUCCAGGAUAUCUGCCAUUCCAUUCCCUUUAGGAUUCAUUCCAUGCCCAUCAGUCUUAAGAACUGCCCGAGGUAUCUGUGCUCUUCCCCUCCCCCUCAUUCCUCAGCCUGCACAGGGUCUCCAGGGAGGGAUCCUCCCUCCUGCUGCUACCCCUCCCAAAGGCGGCCAUCUGGUGACAAGCUGACAGUAGGGCCCAGCACCCUAUUGACCAGCCACAGGUCCUCUGGCCCUGAGGGGUGAUUAAAUGUUACCUUCCAGUUGGCUUGGA
This is a messenger RNA of Dromiciops gliroides (monito del monte), 957 nucleotides long. RefSeq names its product SH3 domain binding glutamate rich protein like 3 (gene SH3BGRL3). NCBI's taxonomy places the organism in Eukaryota, Metazoa, Chordata, Mammalia, Microbiotheria, Microbiotheriidae. The transcript has 3 exons. Bases 177 to 458 code for a protein of 93 amino acids. Gene Ontology annotation, cellular component: cytoplasm. The record is from RefSeq and is a predicted model, not a curated record.